AUGUUGCAGAGGGCGGCAAGCAACGCGUACUCCUGGUGGUGGGCCAGCCACAUCAGGACAAAGCAGUCGAAAUGGCUUGACAACAGCCUCCAAGAGAUGGAGGAGAAGGUGAAUUCCAUGAUGAAGCUCAUAGAGGAGGAUGCAGAUACAUUUGGAAAGAAGGCAGAGUUGUACUUCAGGAGAAGACCGGAGCUGAUGAACUUCGUAGAGGAGAUUUAUAAAGCUUACAAAGCUUUGGCUGAUAGGUAUGACAGAGUAUCAGGAGAACUGCACAAGGCCAACCACACCAUAGCAUCGGUUUUUCCUGACCAGGUCGAGCUUGCAAUGCAAGAUGAUGAGGACGAUAGCUCUCCCAAGGCGAUCGCUUCAAUAGAUCUCAGUAAAUUUCCUAGGCCAACACAAGGCCUGCAGUUUAGCAUCGUAAACAAAGACAACCAUGACUACACCGCACCGAAGCGACAAUAUCAUAGGAGGAUAAGCUCUCAAAUUAGCAAGGAGAAGGCACAGGAAGAUAUAGAGAGGCUUCAGAAAGAAAUCCUUGUACUGCAGACCGAAAAGGAAUUCAACAAGAGCUCUUACGAGAGCACCUUAACCCGGUACUUGGACAUCGAAAGGCAAAUCGCUGAACUGCAGGAGGAAGUUUGUAGUCUGCAGGACGCUUUCAGUGCCAGUGCUAUCAUCGAAGACAAUGAAGCUCGGGCGCUGAUGGCAGCAACAGCCAUUAAAUCCUGCGAGGAUAGCUUACUUAAUCUUCAAGAACAACAAAAGAUUACCACUCAAGAGGCGAGAAUGGAGUCAGAAAGAAUUAAAGAAGCUGAGUUGCAGCUGAUAACUCUCAAAGGCAAGUGUUGCGAAUCAGAGGUGGAGACUACAGAGACGUCGUCUGAUGAGAAUAUACAGCAGGAAUGCACCAUUGUAGAAACAGAAGAUUUUGGCGUUCUAAAAGAGGAGAAGCUGGAAUUGGAAUCAAUGUGCCAGAAAGUAAAGGAACACUUUGAGAUGAGGUCUGAAUCAUCUGUUGUCGAACUGGCAGAAAAGAUUGAUGAACUCGUAGAUAAGGUCAUUAGUUUAGAACUCACUGUUUCAUCACAGACUGCACAGAUCAAGAGGCUGAGAUCAGAGACGGAUGAACUACAAGAGCACCUACGAAGCCUGGAAGAAGACAAGAUGGUCUUAGUUGACAAUUCAAAUAGCUUAACGGAGAAGUUAAAGCAGGCAGAAGAUGAAUUGCAAAGAAUUCAGUAUCUCGAGAAAUGUCUACAGAACGAGAAAGGCAUUCUUCGGCAAGAAUUUAUAGAAGCCUGCCGUAGCCUUGGUGAUCUUUCUGAGCAGUUGCAGUCACCGACAUAUCAAGAGUCUGCAAACAACGUUGCUGCGUCGCAGGAUGGAGGAAGUAGUGUUUCCAACAACAACAUAUCAGAUUUUGAAGUCGGUGUACAACUUCAACAGCCAGAUGAUGGUCCAGACUUGCAGAACUCAGUACAAAAUGGGUUAGAAGGCGGAGAGGAGGUCUUAUUAGCCGCCGAGUACACAUCUAUUGUUCACAAUUAUAAAGACACCAAACAGAGGCUUGCGGAGAUUGAGAGAAAAAACCAGGAAUAUCACUUGGAGACGAUGGCACAGGUAAAGGAACUGAAGAGUGCCAAUGUCAUGAAAGAUGAGGAAAUUCGACUUCUAAAAGAGAUACUGAAUUCCUUACAGGCUAGUCUAAAUGUAAAUGCACCAAGAAUCAUGGAAAAGUCUAGGUAUCAAGUCGAUGAAAAUGUGACCACAACAAAUGCAGCAUUUGAUGAUGAUUCUGAAGCGACUAAAACCACUCUUGCCGAAGACAGCAUCCAGUUAUGCCAGGUCGGGGAGCCACAAACUUCUUCGGCCAUCGAAGAUAAAUUUAGAACAGACAUAGAUACACUCCUCGAAGAGAACCUGGAUUUCUGGUUAAGGUUCUGCACAUCAUAUCAUCAAAUUCAAGAAUUCCAGAAAACCUUCAAGAACCUCAAAUCAGAUAUCGAGAAGUUGAACGAAACAACAAAUCAGGAGGGUGACGAGGAGGAUGAGAAUCAGGGAACGCUUCCAGUUGACAGAAGGUUAAGAGAACUAAACACCGAGCUCCAAGUUUGGUUGGAAAAGAAUGCAGUGUUAAACGGAGAACUCAAGUGCAGGUUUUCAUCUCUUUGCAGCAUUCAAGAUGAGAUAUCAAGAGUCUCAAAGGCAACUGAGAGCGAAGAAGUCCGUUUCAUUCCAUACCAGGCUGCCAAGUUCCAAGGGGAGGUACUCAGCAUGCAGCUGGAGAACAACAAGGUCGCCAAAGAACUGCAAGCUGGUUUGGAUUAUGUGAGGGGCCUUCAGGUGGAGAUCAGUUGGACUCUGUCGAAACUUAAUAAGAACUUCGAGUUAGCUGGAUCAAGAUAUAACCAGCAGAAUAGCCACCAACACCACCCCCUUAGGCAUCUAUCCACCAAGACUCGGGUGCCAUUGCGAACGUUCCUCUUCGGAACAAAGCCUAAGAAGCCUUCAAUAUUUUCAUGCAUGAACCCCGCAUUGCAUAAGCAGUACAAUGGUCUACGAUCCAGUCUUCCUAGAUGA
Molecule: messenger RNA, 2583 nt
Organism: Musa acuminata AAA Group (dessert banana)
Lineage: Eukaryota; Viridiplantae; Streptophyta; Magnoliopsida; Zingiberales; Musaceae
Product: protein NETWORKED 2A-like
Exons: 3
Coding region: 1-2583 (860 amino acids)
Molecular function (GO): actin binding
Source: RefSeq, a predicted model, not a curated record